CUGCCGAGAGGACAGGAGUGGGACAUUUCGGUAUCACAAAGGAAGAUUUGGAUUACUUUCUAUCUCGCUUGCUAACUUACGUGUUAAGAACAGAACAACCUGUUGUGUGAAUGCCAUCAACCUGCUACUGAAUAACUUGAAAUGACUGCUACUCUGCCUCAGGCAUGUCCGAAAUUAGUCUUGAGGCUGAGUCUGGGGUAGUCUCAGACGGGGCCUUGCGAAUGGAUUCAAAGAACGAAGCUCAGAACACUGAGGAUUCCCAAAGUGAGGGAGAGGAGGACUCUAACAGAUAUCCUGGUGCUGAACAUGCAACAGUUUACAAAGAACAUCCUGACCCAGUUUCUCAUUCAGUCAAAGACAAUGUGCAAGGUGACAAAGAUGACACAGGAAAGAGGAUCGAGGCACACGAUGAUGAUGAUGAUGAUGAUGAUGUUGAGGAGGAUGACGACAGUGACGGUGGUGGUGGUGGUGCUCAGAUAAGCAGUGAGAUUCCAGACAGCAUGGAAACUCCAGAUCACGGGACUGCUGCUCCGCCCUCUGCCGUCAGCUUUGGCUCUUUCAGCGCUGGUGCAGAAACAGAAAAUGACCAAACUGAGACAGCAGACCAGAGUACACCAAAGGAACAUUUUCAAGAUUCUCCCUCUUGCACAAAGGAAAGCACCAUGACAGAGGAGGCCCUUAGAAGUCCUGCAGCUGAGAUCUCCGUCACCAGCAAUGGAGGCCUGGACGACGGCCACGAAGAUGUGUUCACAAGGGACUCCUCCCGAGGCCCCCCCGGAGCCCUGAGCGUCUCAGAGGCACACGUCAGCAACAGCAGCUUCGCCUCAGCAGAAGGCAUCAUUGAAUCAGGACCAUACAGAGGGUCAGCGAGCCAGCCCACGUCUCCUGUGGCAUCUGUGGCUCCCAGCUCGGCCGUGGCUAGCCGCCUGGCACGCUCUGCCAGCGAUAGUCAGGCUGAGACAGGCACUAUGAGAGGGCCCUCCCAGAGCGGAGCUGUGGUUCUGGCAGACGACCUGAAGAACCCGGCCAUGGAGAAGCUGGACCUAGUGAGGAAGUGGAGCGUCAACACCUACAAAUGCACCAGACAGAUCCUGUCAGAGAAGCUGGGCCGCGGCUCUCGGACCGUGGACUUGGAGCUGGAGGCCCAGAUCGAGGUGCUGAGAGACAACAAGAGGAAGUACGAGAACGUGGUGAAGCUGGCCCAGACUCUGGCCAAUCAGCUGUCCCAGAUGAUGCAGACACAGAGGCAGCUGGGAGACGCCUUCGCCGACCUCAGCCUCAAGUCGCCUGAACUCCACGAGGAGUUUGGCUACAACGCUGAUACCCAAAAGCUCUUGUCCAAAAAUGGAGAAACCCUUUUAGGAGCCAUCACCUUCUUCAUCAGCAGUGUCAACACCCUGGUGGACAAAACAAUUGAGGACACCAUCAUCAACAUCAAACAGUAUGAAACAGCCAGGGUUGAGUAUGAUGCGUACCGUACGGACCUGGAGGAGCUGAACCUGGGCCCCCGUGAUGCCACCACCCUGCCCAAGAUAGAGCAGUCCCAGCUGCAGUUCCAGAUCCAUCGUGACAAGUAUGAGAAGAUGCGCAAUGAUGUGUCCGUCAAGCUUAAGUUCCUGGAGGAAAAUAAGGUGAAGGUUUUGCACAACCAGCUAACCCUCUUCCACAAUGCCAUAGCAGCAUACUAUGCAGGGAACCAGCAGCAGCUGGAACAGACGCUCAAGCAGUUCCAUAUCAAAUUGAAAAUGCCCGGUGGAGACACUCCAUCUUGGCUGGAGCAGCACUAAACACCCUCAACCUCUCUUUAAAAACCUCUCUCGGGUUCAAUUGAGAGUUUUGGCGGCAAGGGAAGAUUCCAGAAUUCCAGAGAAGCAAUUCAAAAGCUUCUCUCCAAGCUUAAUAUUAUUCCUAUUUUUCUUUCAGAAUUGUGUACCUCUUAGGCAAAGCAAAAAAACAAAGAAAUCAAACUAAGAAAGAAAAAAAUAAAGAGGUUAUAUAUAAAUAUCACUCAAAGUAAAAAAAUCUAAGUGAUGCUCCUAUUUUCUUCUAUUGAUGGGAUUCUUUGACAUACUGUGUAGUGAAGUUAGUCAUCUCUUUUCUUCAUCUUUUUUACUUGAACUGCGGCAGAACUUUCGAAAAUCAUGGGGAAAGCACUUUUGUAAGUUCUGACGAUCAAGUUAGAAGCAGUUGAAGACUAAAUAUGUUAGGAAUGUGUAAGGCCUAUUUUACUCCAGCAUAUGAAUGAUGGAUAUCAGCCUAGCAGAAGAGGUGGUGCUACAUUAGUGCUUCAGUAGGACAGUACUUCUAACAUUUUGACAUCUCCACUUUCGGAGAAAGGGGUUUGUAAAAAUGUAUAAAUAUCUGGUCACCCAUAUGUGAGUGGUCCUUGGGGAAGUAAUCAUUAGGAUUAAAUGAUGCACCACAACCAUGAUAUGACAUAGGUUUUAACAAAUGUAUGACAGUAGGAAUGUGUUCAGGUUGUCAGGAAAUCACUGUAUAUACAGUGUGAGCUAAACCUGUGCACCUGUCUUUCAUUCGUUCAUUUUCCCAAGUCAGUCCCAGGAUUGUCAUUCAAUUUGUAGAACCUAAUGAUGUCCAGCUUUAAGAAAUACUUUCUCAUUCACCCUCUGUCUGUAGGAUUAAAAUCAUGAAAUUGCUUGAAUUUUACAUUUGAGUAAUUCCAGAUAAGUUAAAGGUCCAGCCUUACCUUUGCUACUUGACGUGCCUUGUAUCUGUCUGUUUACCUGCCCUGUUGUUUGAUGUUGCACUCCAGUACUAUCACAUUGCACAUAUGCCUCAAUGAAGAAACAUUUAAUAAGUAAUUAAAAAAAUACCAACACUCAGCCAGUUUCAGUCCCAAACUGGUCAGAUGUGGAUAAUGGACCAAUCAAAUACAUGCACACGAACGGAACACGUUUCCUCGUGGGAUCGUUAGCAACAUGCCAGCGUUGGACAGCAAUCACACAGACACUAAUGACAUUCAGACUUUUUGAAAUGUUACUGUAUGUAUCUUUCUGCUUUUUAGGAUAUUAUACCACACAUUUAUGUAUUUUUGCAAAUAAAGACAACACAUUUUAAGAAAUGAAUGAUAUGUAAACCAAAACGGAAUGAAACUGUUUGUACAUAGGAAAGACCAGCAUUAUCUGUCUGAGCUGCUAACCUCAUUUAUUUGGGUUGAAUCAUUUUUGAGAGGACUGGUAUUUUAAACCAACUUUGACUUUCCUUUGACUUUGUUGCUUUGUCUUUCCUUCGUAUAGCGAGUGUGUGUGCGUGUAAAUUGUACAACAAUCUGGUGUUCACAAACUUUCUGAUGUAAACAUAGAUGAACAUAUAUAUUUGUAAUUUCCUCUUUACCUGGGAUAAAAAAGUGUAUUGAUGCUGCCGCAGGGCACUCUCUUUCUGAAGACUUGUGGAGUUCUAUCUUGUAAAAAUGACAUGAUUAUUAACAAAUGUUCCAAAACUGGUUUCUGAAUGUUGUGUAACAUCUUUUGGGAAAAAUUAAAUAAAAAUGUACCUUCAGAAAAGAAGGAUUCAA
This is a messenger RNA of Hypomesus transpacificus, 3535 nucleotides long. RefSeq names its product ADP-ribosylation factor interacting protein 1 (arfaptin 1) (gene arfip1). Gene Ontology annotation, molecular function: protein domain specific binding; phospholipid binding. The transcript is spliced from 11 exons. The coding region runs from base 165 to 1787 and encodes 540 amino acids. The record is from RefSeq and is a predicted model, not a curated record. Lineage: Eukaryota; Metazoa; Chordata; Actinopteri; Osmeriformes; Osmeridae. Gene Ontology annotation, cellular component: trans-Golgi network membrane. Gene Ontology annotation, biological process: regulation of Arp2/3 complex-mediated actin nucleation; intracellular protein transport.